Messenger RNA from Dichotomopilus funicola, 1719 nucleotides. RefSeq lists its product as uncharacterized. NCBI's taxonomy places the organism in Eukaryota, Fungi, Ascomycota, Sordariomycetes, Sordariales, Chaetomiaceae. Bases 1 to 1719 code for a protein of 572 amino acids. The transcript has a single exon. The record is from RefSeq and is a predicted model, not a curated record.
AUGUGGUCUAAAUCGCAGCUUCCACCGGGAGCAUUCUGCUUCCCGACUCCCUGCAACCGCACUUCAUGUUUUGCCCCAGCAUUCUUGUUCUUGAGAGCGCUCCAUUCUAACCUGACGAUAGCUUCAUCGACGCCCGCGGGCCCAGCGAGGCAACCGACGUAUAACACUGUUGGAUCAGUUUACGAUCCGAAGGUUUCAGUCCCCCUCCAAGCACCCGCUCGCCGCUCGCGAGCGCAGCGGCACUUGCAGGAUAUUCAGAUUCCACCCCGGGGGGACUUCGCCGGGUUUUCCGCCUUACUGUCGACGCUGUCUUUAGGUGACCAGGCCCCGCCGUCACCCCCAACGACGGCAUCCAUCCUCCAACAAUACUCGCCGCUGCAACAGAACUACGAUCGAGCCGCUACCCCGGUCCAAGGCGGAGGGUUCGAAAGUACCGCAUCAGGCGGGUACAGCAUGGCAGCCUCCAACAUCAGAUCAGGAAACCUACCAUCACCCUCGGGAUUUAAGACUAGUGGUGGCGCCACCGAUCAGAAUGAACUAACCUCGCGAAUCUCCACGAGGGGGCUUAAGAGCUUGGCGUCCUUCCUCAAUCCCAUGCAAAAGGCCGCCCAGGAUGCAUUGGAAAGAGCUCGCGUCGCGAUCCCCGGACCUAGCCGCCCAGGCACGCCCUCCUCACUCUCGCCUUCGAUUCCUGACUUACCCAAGGACCGAUUUUCCAACAACUAUGGCACCAGGCCGGCUUUGGCAUGGGCACCUGAACCCCUGAAGGCCGGCCCGCCCGGCCAACGAGCAUUCAAACCUACAACAGCGGGCUCUGGGCCAAAGUUAUUCCAUGUUGGAGACACGACUUCAGAAACCUUCUACCCGUCCAAGCGGCCCAGCGGACUUCAUAAUCUCGGUACUGGCACGAUGAGUACACUCGACGGUCAUAAUGAGACGGACACCGAAGGUUAUUCGAUUUCUUUGGCGGGCGACAAGGGACACCACGGUUUCGUGUCACGUCCCGAGUCUCAUCCACUUGGCCUGGUGCCUCGACCAGAGUCGGGUGUGUCUGAGAAGGCUCACAAGUCUCUCGAGGACAACAAGCGGAAAGUGUAUGACACUCUGCCUUCUGACAGGGUGAAGCAGUACUUCCCGAAUGGCUUCCCUUCAAACUAUGACGGAAGGCACAUGCCCAUUGCCGAUGAUUGGGAAACCAAAUACCUUAAGAGGCAAGAACCGUUUGAUGAUUGGUACACCAAAUGCCUUGGUAGACAAGAAACAUUCGACGAAUGGGCCACCAGAGCCUUUGACGCCGGCACAGAGCGUCUAGUUAAGAGCAUGGAACAAGUUGAACGGGACCACAAUUACCCCCGUUUAGGGGACAAUAUUGGCGUGAUUGGUGGAGAGCGCCAGCGAGCCCGUGAGCGCCUCCUUGAACCGGUGGGUGCGGAUGGGAAAGUUCAGCCCCGCAAGCUCACACAGGAGGACAUCGACGAGAUGAGUGAGGCGGAGGCUGCGGAGCCUCUGCUUGAUAUGGCGCUUAGGACGUUGUCGAGCCAUAAGCCGGGCAGGAAGCUGGAUAACCCGACCAACAACUACUGGGCCAACCGCUUCGUGCCGGCGGACGAUGCCUGGAUCGACACCAGCGGGAAUGGCAACAUGAGCUUCUUCGACGAGCCCGAGAAGGUGCGUUUGAGGGAGCAAGAGGGGGCUAGGAAACAUCAGUGGGGUUACUGA